Messenger RNA from Telopea speciosissima, 1158 nucleotides. Its product is annotated as expansin-A13-like. The record is from RefSeq and is a predicted model, not a curated record. Gene Ontology annotation, cellular component: extracellular region. The coding region runs from base 26 to 808 and encodes 260 amino acids. NCBI's taxonomy places the organism in Eukaryota, Viridiplantae, Streptophyta, Magnoliopsida, Proteales, Proteaceae. Gene Ontology annotation, biological process: plant-type cell wall organization. The transcript has 2 exons.
AAGAGAGAACUAAAGCAAACCAAAAAUGCCGUUAAGGGUCAUCCAGGCACUAACAUUUUUGUUCUUUGCAACAUCAACCACCACAGCCCACGACUAUUCUUCAGCCUCAGCAACACCAGCGAUUUCGGAAUGGAGAUCAGCACAGGCGACCUACUACGCUUCAUUGGAUCCUCGAGACACAGUGGGGGGUGCGUGCGGGUACGGCGAUUUGAUGAAGCGAGGUUACGGCAUGGCCACCGUGGGUCUGAGCAGUGUUCUCUUCGAGAAGGGUCAGAUCUGUGGUGCUUGUUUCGAGCUCAGAUGUGUUGAUGAUCUCAAGUAUUGCAUCCCUGGGACCUCCAUCAUCGUCACGGUCACUAAUUUCUGUGCUCCCAACUAUGGCCUUGAGGCCGAUGGUGGUGGCCAUUGCAACCCUCCCAAUCGCCAUUUCGUUCUACCGAUUGAGGCUUUCGAGAAGAUCGCCAUUUGGAAGGCCUCGAACAUGCCCGUUCAGUAUCGUAGGAUCAAAUGCAGAAAGGAAGGAGGAAUGCGAUUUACAAUUGAUGGCUCUGGUUAUUUCUACUCGGUCUUGAUCAGCAAUGUUGCAGGUGCUGGAGAUGUAGUGGCUGUGAAGAUCAAAGGAUCAAAAACAGGGUGGCUGCAGAUGGGGAGGAAUUGGGGCCAAAUUUGGCACAUAAAUGCUGAUCUCAAGAAUCAACCCCUCUCAUUCGAGGUUUCAGCAAGUGAUGGUGCCACAGUUACAUCUUACAAUGUUGCACCCAAGGACUGGAAUAUUGGACAGACCUUUGAAGGGAAACAAUUCCAGUGAUAGGAACACUUACAACAAAUGCAAAAGCAGCACAAAGAUAGUUAGGAAACCAUUCCACUCAUUUUGUGUUCUCUUAAAGAGAGGAAGGAGGGAGGGGGGUUUGAUUACUGAUGCAAAUGGUGAUUCUGCAUCGAGGUUUCAGUCUUUUGACACAGAUCAUCAGGAAAGAUUGGUAGUUUUGAGUCAGUCUUGAGGGAAAAGCAACAAGGGGGUAUUUGCCUAGGGUUGAGCGUUGGGUGGAAGGGCUUAGCAAUGCCAUGGAAGUGAAUUUUGGGGUAAAAAUCAAUUAUAAGUUUUGAUGGUAGCUCAUAAUCUAGAUGUUGGCAGUGGAAGGAAAUUCUUUUUGUAUU